Molecule: messenger RNA, 4673 nt
Organism: Cuscuta epithymum
Lineage: Eukaryota; Viridiplantae; Streptophyta; Magnoliopsida; Solanales; Convolvulaceae
Source: the annotation of a GenBank genome assembly
GCACCGUUUAAUAACACGUGAAAUAAAAAUGUCUCAUAAUCUUAUCACAUCACAAAUAUACUUGUAUUACGGAAUACUAAGCCCAACAAAAGCUUUAACAGAAAAGCCCAUCUACCCCACAAAACUUCAGGAAUGAAUGCAGCCACAAAAACAGUGCGGAAUCUAAUUGUCUUCCGAUCGAUAAGAUUCGUCGUCGCCGAGAAGUCACAGAGCCGCCGAUCGAAGCCGAAAGUGCAGUGAAAGUCACCGGAUCUCUUUGUUUCGGAACCAGAGGCUAACCCCACCACUACGCACAUCACUUUAACAGCCGAACACCUCUGCUCAUUCGCGGUUUUCCCCGCGCUCUAAUAUACAUUGCCCUAUCCCGCUGCUAUCUCAGUCGUGUCCUAAUCGUGUCUGAGAUUUAUUCCCUCGUAUCCGGUCAAUGGUACACUAGGCGGUGUCCUUGACACGUGUCCCUUGUUCGAACCCGCCGUUUUUCCUAAAAAAAUCAGGCGCGUCUGUGCUUCCUAAACUUCCUUGAUCGACGAAUGCUGGAUAUUUGAAGGCAAUUGCUAGAAGAAGGUUCUUUGAAUGUAUGCGGUGCUAGUUCUGUGAGUUUCGACAUGGCUGGGAAUGCAAGGUUCGAAAUAAAGUCUACUAGCCCUGAUUCAGGAUUUGCAAGCAGCUACAGUAAUGGGCAAAGAGUCUCUUAUGCUGGUCCUAUCUUAGACAGAUCGGGGAGCUUCAGCGAGGGGGCCAGUAGCCGGAUAUUUGGUUACGGGAAGGGUACAUCUCGUGCCAGUACUUCAAUGUUGGGAGAGACUUCUACUGUAUCUCAAUGUCUUAUGUUUGAACCAAUUCUAAUGGGUGAACCAAAGUAUCCCCGUUCUGUUGAGUUGAGAAGGGUGCUGGGGGGUGUAUCUGUAGGGAGCACCUCCGAAGAUAAUUCUUUUGGUGCUGCUCAAUUGAAGCCUUCUCAUCUGUCAUCUAUAGAUGAAGUAAAGCGUUUUAGAGCUAAUCUUGCAGAUACAUGCAAUAAGGCUAGUGUUAGAGCAAGAAGGUUCGAUGAUCUCCUUCAUAGACUGAGCAAGUAUAGUGAAGUCACAAGGAAGCAGCAAAGGAAUGAGAUGUUAUUAAAUGAAAGAUCAGGUGUUUCACACUUAAAAAUGGGGAAUCAGAUUCAUCGAGGGCCUACAGAAUUAGUAACUCAGAAGAUAGAUGAGCGUCCUAAGAAUGGUACUCUGAAUAAGCGCACUCGCACAUCAGUAGCAGAAACUCGGUCUGAAUUCCGGAGUAAUGGUUUACAGAGGCAGCCUGUACAAAUGACAAAAGAGCGAGAUAUGCACAAGGAUGGCAAUGCAGAUCCUGAUAUGGCUGAAGAAAAGGUUCGCAGGUUGCCUGCUGGAGGUGAAGGGUGGGACAAAAAAAUCAAAAGGAAACGCUCGGUUGGUGCAGUCAAUUCAAGACCUAUUGAUGAUGAUGGUGAACUAAAACGGAAUUUGCAUCUUAAACUUUCUGGUGAAGCUGGCUUGCCAUCUUGUGAUUCUCACGGUUUCAGAUCAGGAAUGUCUAGUGCUGCUGGUGGCUAUAGUAAGUCAGAGGGUACUUCACCUGCUAGUUCCAGUGGUCGUGCACUCCAAAGUGAACAAGAAAAGUCCCCUCUAUCAAGGGAUUCAACAGCUGGACUGAACAAGGAGAAAUUUUUAGCAAAAGGAAGCAUCAAAUAUAAUAGCUGUGAUGAAAUCAAUGCUUGCCCUAGUCCAAUAACAAAAGGGAAGGCAUCAAGGGCCCCAAGAAGUGGAUCUAUGGUUGUAAAUAAUUCAGCUUCCACUGUUCCUCGAGUACCUCCAAUCCAUGAAAGCUGGGAACAGUCAUCAAAUGCAAUAAAGAACCUCUCUGCUGGUGGUGCCAAUAAUCGCAAGCGUCCAUUUCCUGCAGGAUCAUCUUCGCCUCCCAUUACACAGUGGAUUGGUCAGAGGCCUCAAAAAAUUUCUCGAACAAGGAGGGUUAAUCUUGUAUCUCCAGUGUCAAACAAUGAUGAGAUACAGUUAUCGUCUGAUGGGUGUUCCCCUUCUGAUUUUGGAGCUAGAUUAACUACCAGUGCUGUAAAUGGUUCUAUUUUACCAAAACCCCCCACCAACGGAGCACAAAACUUAAAAGUCAAGACUGAGAGUAUUUUAUCUCCAGCCAGGUUAUCAGAAAGUGAAGAGUCUGGGGCUUGUGAGAACAAAUUAAAAGAUAAAGUCAUUGUCUGUAGUGAGGGAGAGGAAAAGGCCGGAAAUACUGUUCCAACUAUUGGGCCUUCUCCCUCACACAUGAAGAAGAACAAGUUCCUUGCCAGAGAAGAAAUUGGUGAUGGAGUACGAAGACAAGGGCGCAGUGGAAGAGUUUCAUCGUUCACUAGGGGUAAUAUUUCCCCUACAACGGAGAAGUUGGAUAUUUUGUCCACUCCAAAGCCACUUCGACCAACAAAGCAUGUUGAAAAGAAUGGCAGUAAGUCUGGCCGUCCUUUGAAAAAGCAGUCUGAGCGCAAAGGAUGUUCUCGCCUUGGGCAUCCAACAAGUAGUGGGUCACCCGAUUUCACUGGGGAUUCAGAUGAUGGACGUGAGGAGCUUCUAUCUGCUGCAAACUCGGCGUAUAACUCUAGUGUUCAUGCAUGUUCAAAUGUAUUCUGGAAGAGAGUAGAAGCAUUUUUUGCUUCUAUCAGUUCAGAAGAGAAGCUCUACCUAUCAGAUCAGUUAAAAUCAUCAGAAGAGCUUCAUGCAAAACUAACAAAGAUUUCAUGCUCGCAUAAUGGUGCUCUGGGCACUCAUGUGCAUGAUGAAAUUUCUCUAUCAGAUGCUAUUUCUGGGGACUGCAAAAUAUGCAUCAAUAGUCAAAGUGGAUCAAAAAAUCCGGACAGUGCAGAUCUUGCGGAUAAAGUUCAAGAUUACAUUCUAUCUACAAACCUAAAUACUAACCAGAAUUUUGACAAAGUGACUCCACUGUAUCAAAGAGUGCUCUCUGCUCUGAUCAUUGAGGAUGACCUGGAAGAGCUUGAAGAAAAUGGGCUUGAAAGAUCUUCAUCCCCUGACAAGGCAUCUCGUUGUGUUGACCUUGAUAGUACUAGAAAUAUGGAUAGGACAGAGUUUGAAUGUGGAUCAGUAGUUAGCAUUGUUCAGUUAGAGAAGAAUGGAACAUCAAACAAGUUCGCUUCUUGCAAUGGAUGUAGUACAUACACUGGAAUUCGUAAUCUUCCAAAUGGUAAUGAAGUGCCUCUAAGGAAGAACGGUUUUGUGCAUUCAGAGAUUGGGUUGCUGGUUGACCUUUCAAGAUGUAAUAACUCGGAGGGUCUGCAGAAUCAGUUGACAAGUGGUGUUAGCAUUUCUUCUUUGGAUAAACAAUAUGCUCAAAUGUCUCUCAAUGAUAAACUUUUGAUGGAGCUUCAGAGUGUUGGACUCUAUGUAGAAACCGUGCCUGAUUUAGAAGAUAAAGAAGAUGAAAUGAUCAACCAAGAAAUCAUUCAACUGGAGAGGGGAUUAUAUCAACAGAUUGUUAGAAAGAAGGAUUACCUUGGUAAAAUAUCUCACCUAAUACAAGAAGGCAAGGAUGUGGAUCGCCGGGACCCUGAGCAGGUUGCAAUGAAUAAGCUCGUCGAGUUGGCUUACAAGAAGUUGUUGGCAACUCGAAAAGCUUCAAAAAUGGGGUUGCCUAAGGUGUCAAAACAGGUGGCAUUGGCUUUUGCAAGGAGAACACUUGCCAGAUGUCGAAAAUACGAGGAAACAGGGAAAAGUUGCUUUAAUGAUCCCAUUUAUCGGGAUAUUAUUUAUGCUUCUCCUCCUCGGUUUUGUGAAGCUGAGCUUUUAGCAGGGUCCAACAUUUCCAGUAAAUCUGGGAUAGUAGAUCCUUACAAUAAUAAUCAAUCAGAGCAGGCUUUUGCAAGAAAUGGACCAUUAUCAAACAGAGGGAAGAAAAAGGAAGUAUUGCUUGACGAUGUAGGCGGAACUACCUUCCGAACCGCCACCACUCCUCUGGAUGGCCCUACCCUGUUUGGCAGCGCCAAAGGAAAACGAAGCGAGAGAGAUACGUCUUCAGUCAGAAACGCAAAAACAGGGCGUCCUUCACUGGCGAGCAACCCUAAAGGUGACCGAAAAACGAGAACAAAGCCCAAGCAGAGGACUGGGCAGCUUUCCACCACAUCUUAUAACAAGUUCUUGGAAGCCCCAAUCCCCAUGGAAUCACCAGUCAUCAAUACUGAUAAUGGAAAUGUGAAAAAUGAAUGUUCUAGAGAGGUCAAGAAGGAAUCUGCGGACCCAAUAUCAAAUUUGCCAUUAUUAAACGAAAUUGUUGACACGAUAGGAGAAGAACUAGGACCCGAUCUUGGUGCACCUCAGGAUUUGAAUUCUUGGUUCAACUUUGACGUGGAUGGUAUGCAAGAUCAUGAUUUCAUUGGCCUGGAUAUUCCGCCUGAUGACCUCUCGGAGUUGAAUAUGUUUUAGAUGUGGUCAUUUACUCACUGUAAAUGUUGUGGGUUAUUUACUUUAACUGUUAACGGUCACUCAUAUUUUAUUAACAUAUAUAUAUAUAGAUAUAUAUAUGCAUGGCCAAUUGGUAUUGUAAUUAUAGCUUCUUUUUGAUAAAUAAUGUAGAAAAUUAUCAUUGUUAAUGCAAUCUAGUCGUCAAUACUGCCUUAUGCGUUUGAUGUGCAAUUU